AUGACUGACAGCUUCGACAGCGGCGUUUCACCAGAAAGGCCUCCUUCCCUAGAGUCUACCGCUAGAGAAUCUAAUCACGAUGAGAACGGCGACAGCAAAACAACUCUCCUGAGAACGAGUUGGAGAUCUCUGUUCCGUUUCACGACACUCCUUCAUCUCCCAGCUCUCCUAACAGCUAUUCUACUCACACUCGCUGCCGGCGUCAUAAGGGUGGUGUUCGCUUUGUACCUGGGCAAACUCUUCCAGAUACUCUCACAGUUUGGCAAUGGAGCGAUCACAGGGACCCAGCUCUUGGAACAGGCAAGAGCAAAAGUUUUCAUUUUCCUCAUCUUGGGAGGAUUGACAUGGCUCUUGAGCUCUUGCUUUCUCUUAUGCUGGAUCGUCUUCGCCGAACUCCAGUCCAGGCAGUUGCGUGAACUGCAAAUCGCAACCGCCCAGCCCCUCGGCUUUUUCCUAUUGCACGCUGUCCGAAUUAUAUCCGCCGUGAUACUUGCAUUUAUCAUAUCAUGGAGGGUAACGCUAGUCACAAUGGCUGGGAUUCCAGUCUCCUUUGUCGUUAUUACAUUUACUUCUGCCAGAAUGGCGCCCAUCAUGAAAGCCCAGCAAUCAGAACUCUCGGAGGCUUCUAAGCUGACAUAUGACGCUUUCAAAUCCAUCGAUAUCGUGAAGUGUCUCAACGGUCAAGCCUCGACUUACGCACAGAUGACCGCGCGAAUCAGGUCGGCUGCUCGAUACUAUAUGAAACUGGCCGUUCUCCUUUCAGUUCAAGUGGCUGUGCCACGAUUCAUGUCGUUUUUGAUGUUUGUUCAGGGCUUCUGGUACGGAAGUACCUUGGUUCAGGUUGGGGAAUUGACUCCCGGCGAUGUCUUGACCACAUUCUGGGCAUGUUUGAUAGUUACUCAAUCCGUCUCGCAAAUUGUGCACCAAUCUGCUGCUUUGGAGAGAGGGAAAAUUGCCGGUGAAAAGUUGAUUGAAUAUGUACACGUGCCUGAUAUGGACAUCUCUCGCACAAGGAUACAGAGCGAUAGAUACCCGGAUCUUCAGACUGAAGAUAUCGUAUUGAAAGAUGUUACUUUCGCUUAUCCGCCUAGACUUGACAGACCUGUGCUCAAGUCCUUGAAUGUCUCGUUUUCAGCAGGCAGAACAACGUUCAUCGUCGGACGCAGUGGAGCCGGGAAGAGUACUCUAAUAAACCUGCUACUACAGUUCUAUUCACCGACUUCCGGUGGAAUCUUAGUUGGAGACACCCCAUUUCAAGCUAUCGAUACAUCGUGGGUCCGCCACAACAUAACGUUUGUCCAGCAGAAUAGCUAUCUCUUCAACGAGACUCUCUGGGAUAACAUCGCUUUCGGCUGUCGCAACCCGCGAAGCGUGUCUAGCGAUCAGAUGGAGAUGUGUAUCGAAAUGGCAAACCUGCAAGAAACAGUCAACAAUCUCCCGAACGGAUUAGAAACCAAUGUUGGACUACGGGGUAACCUGCUGAGUGGCGGGCAAAAACAACGGGCUGCUAUUUCACGGGCGAGAAUGAAGAACAGCGCAGUGCUCAUCCUCGACGAGUUCACGAGCGCACUAGACUUUGAUAAUCGAUCGACGGUUAUGGAAGCUGUUCGGAAAUGGAGAGAGGGCAUGACUACUAUCAUUAUUACUCACGACACAUCCAAUAUACUCGAUGAUGACUUUGUUUACGUGCUAGAGGAAGGGAAAGUGGCCGCGUCUGGGCUCAAGAAGGACUUGGUUAAGGGAGACCAACGCCUAGAUUUUGCGGAAGCUACUUCUCCCAAUAAUCUGCUAUCAAGCCACGGAUUGCUGGAUGACGAUUCCAUCAUUCAGUCCGAACAGUCGGGCAAUUCCUUGGGCGAGAUGUGGCUUGCCUCGUUUGAAGGCAGUGAAGGAAAGACAGGAAUUACUGUCGCUGCGUUGGUUGGUAAGAAAAACACUUCCAGUUUGCACGAGCAUGAGGAAAUUUUUUCUUCCCCCUCGUCCCAGAGCUCACCUGAAACCCAAAAACCCCCCGCUGCUGCUCGCCGCAAAUCCGGAGCAGCGCACGUUCGUUUCCCCAGCGUGAAUUCUAACGAGCUUGUACAUUCUCUAUAUAAAUCCCAGACUACCAACACUACAACCAACCGUGCCAUGUCCGAGAGUCGAGGUCAAAACCGGCGUUAUACUGGGGAAUCAUCCCAAUCGGAAAAAGCAGACAUACUUCCCACAACUCUGCCAGUACACAAAACGCUACUCACUAUCCCAUCGAUACUCAAUCUCAGACAGAAGAUCCUCCUAACAACUGCCAUGGUUCUUGCAACUCUUCAUGCAUGUGUGACGCCCAUAUUUUCAUAUCUCCUAUCUCGGCUUUUCGACUCAUUUUAUACGGCAGACCAAAGCAAAGCCAGUUCUGUAGCGCGAACAUUCUCCAUAUCUAUCGUGACACUGGCUGUUGUGGACGGCCUAAUGACUUUUGUCAUGCACUACCUUUUUGAGUACUGCAGUCAAACCUGGAUGGACGAAUUGCGCAGUCGAUCUAUGCAUCGCAUCCUGGCACAGCCAUGUUCGUGGUUUGAACGAAAAGAGCAUAGCCCACUCCAACUCACGAUCUGUCUAGACCAACAUGCUGAAGAAAUCCGUAAUCUGGCGGGGAGAUUUGGAAGUUCUCUAGUGAUCUCUAUUAUAACGGCUGUAGUUGCGAUUGUGUGGAGUUUCUCUCUCAAGUGGCAACUUACCACUGUCAGUCUUGCAUGUGCUCCAGUCUGGUAUGGCGUCAGCAAGGGACUUGAGAUUGUGAAUAAGAGGUGGGAGCGUCUGACGAAUGAUGUCAAUGAGGAAAUUUCGGACGUCUUUUCGGAGGCCUUUACGGAUGUGCAGACUGUGAAGGCUUUUACGUUGGAGAACCAUUUCCGUUCCAAGCUCUCGAUUAUGCUGCGACGAGGGUUGGCGGUUGGAUUCAAACGGGGAUUUUACUCUGGGAUCUUUUACGGGCUUGCUGAGUCGGUGAUUAUUUUUGCAAGUGCAUUGCUUAUUUAUUAUGCGGCCGUUUUGGCGGCUCCUAAAGCCGAAAGCAUUUCGAGCAUCAUGUCAGUUUUGACGAUGAUACUGUUCAGUUUAGGCUAUGCGGUGUCAGUCAUGUCAUGGAUCCCCCAAGUCAAUUCAGCGAAUGACACCGCAACUCGACUCAUCAAGCUCUCCCAGGUACCAUACGGAUCUUUCUCGCACGAGGAUUCGGGUAAACUGCGUGUUUUUGAACCAGUUCCAAUUGAAUUUCACAAUCUACACUUUCACUACCCAUCGAGACCCGAGGCGCGUGUCCUCAGAGAUUUCUCCCUAAAGAUACCCGAGAACAGCUGCACAGCUAUAAUCGGAAGCUCUGGGUCGGGGAAAUCAACCAUCAUCGCUCUUCUGUUGGGUCUCUAUGCGUGUCCCGAUCCUGCGCCUGGCGAAGACGUCACUAUCGCACCACUUACCCUGGGAGGAGUUGACAUCAGACAGGUUCACAUGCCUACUCUACGAUCACUGAUAGGCUAUGUACCUCAGCAACCGAAGCUAUUCGCCGACACCAUUCGAGCAAACAUCACAUACGGCCUCGAUGCAUACUCGCGAUUCAACUCGAUCAAGAACGUUGAAGCAGCCGCCGCCGCAGCGGGAAUAGCUGACUUCAUUCACUCUCUUCCAGAGGGAUAUUCCACGCUGGUCGGCGAAGGCGGGCUAAGCUUGUCUGGUGGUCAGGCACAGCGCCUCGUGAUUGCGCGAGCACUCGUGCGUCAUCCCAGAAUCCUGAUUCUGGACGAGCCAACGUCCAACCUUGACGCGGAGAGCGCGGAGAUCAUCCGUCGCUCGGUGAAGAGACUCUUGGCUGCGCGCCAGGGCCUGACGGUGCUGCUGGUGACGCAUUCCCAGGACAUGAUGGAAAUCGCAGAUAAUGUGGUAGUUAUUGAUCGCGGCGCAGCCGUUGAGCAGGGACCGUACUUGAAUAUGUGGAAUCGCGUGCAUGGCAGCGGACUGCGAGAGAUGCUAGACAUGGAUGUAACUACAUAG
Messenger RNA from Talaromyces atroroseus, 4023 nucleotides. RefSeq lists its product as hypothetical. The transcript has 5 exons. Gene Ontology annotation, biological process: transmembrane transport. Lineage: Eukaryota; Fungi; Ascomycota; Eurotiomycetes; Eurotiales; Trichocomaceae. Bases 1 to 4023 code for a protein of 1340 amino acids. Gene Ontology annotation, cellular component: membrane. Gene Ontology annotation, molecular function: ABC-type transporter activity; ATP hydrolysis activity; ATP binding. The record is from RefSeq and is a predicted model, not a curated record.